This is a messenger RNA of Columba livia (rock pigeon), 1758 nucleotides long. RefSeq names its product ADP ribosylation factor 4 (gene ARF4). The record is from RefSeq and is a predicted model, not a curated record. Gene Ontology annotation, biological process: intracellular protein transport; vesicle-mediated transport. The transcript is spliced from 6 exons. Gene Ontology annotation, cellular component: cytoplasm; plasma membrane. Bases 353 to 895 code for a protein of 180 amino acids. Lineage: Eukaryota; Metazoa; Chordata; Aves; Columbiformes; Columbidae. Gene Ontology annotation, molecular function: GTPase activity; GTP binding.
CGCGGUGUCUGCUGGGAGUUGUAGUCCCUGCCGCCGUUGGGCGCUCGGGCCGUGCGGCGGAGGGCGGUGCCGCCGCCGGGGGAUGUGGCGAGCGUGACGCGAUUUUGUCCGCGUUGGAGCCGGGCGGCCGGGGCGAGCGUGACGUGGCAGAGAACGAGCGAGCGAGGUUUCCCGGUCACGCAGCAGCAGCUCCGCCGUCCUUGCUGCCUCCCGCGCCUUAUAAUUCGGCGCCGCCGGGCGAACGCCGCAGCUCGGCCGCCUCCUCGCUCGCGGAGGGAUCCGCCGCGCAGCCCGGCGCUCGCCGCACUUCUCCCGCUGCCUGCGCCGCCGCCCAGCGCCCGCCGGAGCCGCCAUGGGCCUCACCAUCUCCUCGCUCUUCUCACGCCUCUUCGGCAAGAAGCAGAUGCGCAUCCUCAUGGUUGGUUUGGAUGCUGCUGGUAAGACAACUAUUCUUUAUAAACUGAAACUAGGAGAAAUUGUCACCACAAUUCCUACUAUUGGUUUUAACGUGGAAACAGUAGAAUAUAAAAACAUUUGUUUCACAGUUUGGGAUGUUGGUGGUCAAGAUAAAAUUAGACCUCUUUGGAGGCAUUAUUUCCAGAACACGCAGGGCCUCAUUUUUGUGGUAGACAGCAAUGACAGAGAGAGAAUCCAGGAAGCCGCGGAAGAGCUGCAGAAGAUGCUCCAGGAGGAUGAGCUGCGAGAUGCGGUGCUGCUGCUGUUUGCCAACAAGCAGGACCUGCCCAAUGCCAUGGCAAUCAGUGAAAUGACAGAUAAACUAGGCCUUCAGUCUCUGCGUAACAGAACUUGGUACGUCCAGGCUACCUGUGCUACGCAAGGAACUGGUCUGUACGAGGGACUCGACUGGCUGUCAAACGAGCUCUCGAAACGUUAACUCCAACUGGAUGACUCUCACCAGGGACAUGUUUGAUAUAAGUGGUCUAGGCUUGUUACAACAAAAUUAGUUUGCAUCUUGGUUAUUACAGUAUCUGGAACUGGUAUUUGGGCAGGAUCUUACAGCGUUUCAACUUAUUUUGUUGCCAAUUAUUGUUUACCGAGCUACAUGUUGCAAAGGUAGCAAUAUGCUUGGGUAAAAAUCUCCUUAACUUGGAAAAAGUGUAUCUUCUGAUUUUAUUCCCUCGUUAGCCUAAAUGCCUGAAUAUAGUUAUUGUGACAUCUUUCCGAUCUGUUUUGAAUACUCUUUGAGCCCAAAUAAAUUAAUGUUUUAAAUUUUUUUCUCCCCGCUACUUUUAGUUUACUGACGCCCUGUUUCAUUCCUCGGACAGUCUGCUGAUUUAACAAAUGUAGCAUUCCGUAUGUAUUUAUUUCUCUCCCUUGCCAAAAAGAAUUCCUAGUACUGCUUGUUCCAGCCAAGGACAUGCUCUAAAACACUAUACGAAUCUACUGCACUGAGGAACAGUUCAUUAAACCUUGGGUUCUACCAGCCCAACUUGCCUUUGUGUGAAUUGGAUUUGAUGGGUAGAAUAGUUCUGUGCUGGUUGCGAAGAGCUCAUGUUGAGGUUGUUUUUAAUAUUCAGCAGAUUGUCUUCCUUUAUAUUGUAUCUCUUUUUUAUGUUGCAUGUUGCUUUUUGGUAUCAGCCUGACUAUUUUUGCCCAGUGUAUAAUAGUUCUGCUGAAGUUUUACUGUUUGUUGGUGAACAUAUCUUCAUAAAGAAAUUUUGGAAAAUUCAUCAAACUCAAUGGAUUAGUUUCUUCAUAACCCACUUGGAAUUAUUCCUAAUAAAAUGAUAAAAUGUA